AUGGAGAUUGGUAUGCUUAACGAUAUUCACUCUUCUGCUGCAGCUUCAAUAACCUACAAUUGGUAUCGUGAGCCCUAUUCUUACGGACAUGUGAAGAUGGAUGUUGAAUCAAAUUUCUCACAAGUUGCACCUCCAGUCUUUGAUGGAGAAAACUACGAUCUCUGGGCUGUCAAAAUGGAGACUUACCUGGAAGCUUUGGAUUUGUGGGAAGCCGUGGCAGAGGAUUACGAAAUACUUUCGCUGCCUGAAAACCCUACCAUGGCUCAAAUAAAGAACCACAAAGAGAAAAAAACCAAGAAGGCAAAGGCAAAGUCAUGCCUAUUUGCUGGUGUUUCUCAAACCAUAUUCACUAGGAUCAUGACUCAUAAGAUGCCAAAGUUAAUCUGGGACUACUUGAAGGAAGAGUAUGCGGGGGAUGAGCGGAUUCGAGGCAUGCAAGUUCUGAAUUUGAUGCGGGAAUUCGAGCUGCAAAAAAUGCAAGAGUCUGAGACGAUUAAAGGUUACUCAGAUAGACUACUAAGCAUUGCUAACAAGGUUAGAUUGCUUGGCACUAAAUUUUCUGACUCCAGAAUAGUUGAAAAUUUUUUGGUUACAGUGCCCGAGAGAUAUGAAGCAUCAAUAACCACAUUGGAGAAUACAAAGGAUCUGUCCAAGAUCACUUUGGCAGAAAUCAUACACGCACUACAAGCCCAGGAGCAACGAAGACUCAUGAGGCAAGAUCAUGUUGUUGAAGGUGCUCUUCUAGUCAAAAGCCAACAAGCCAAAAACUACAAGAAGAAUUAUCCAGCCAGCAGUCAGAGCAAUACAAAUAAUUAG
Messenger RNA from Cajanus cajan (pigeon pea), 816 nucleotides. RefSeq lists its product as uncharacterized. The record is from RefSeq and is a predicted model, not a curated record. Lineage: Eukaryota; Viridiplantae; Streptophyta; Magnoliopsida; Fabales; Fabaceae.